Babesia bigemina is the source of this 5349-nucleotide messenger RNA. RefSeq lists its product as hypothetical. The record is from RefSeq and is a predicted model, not a curated record. The coding region runs from base 1 to 5349 and encodes 1782 amino acids. Lineage: Eukaryota; Apicomplexa; Aconoidasida; Piroplasmida; Babesiidae. The transcript has a single exon.
AUGCCAAAUGAUCCUAAAAAGCUCUUAGAGAAUCUUUGUUCCGGCCUCGAGACUUUUCUCGGCUUCAACCCUUCUUCCAAAGGCUACGAUGGCAAGGGUAUUGUGUACUCUGACCUUGACAGGCUGUGUGAUGCAGUGAUGGGAUUUUUGUAUCAGGUGCUUAAGGAUGUCAGCGAGAAACAGCCUUACGAAACAGGUAAGGAAUACUUAAAUACAUUAGUUAGUAGCACUUUAAAAUCAAAUUUGAACUCAGGUCACGAUGGUUUUUGCAAGGCGUUUCCCAUGGUGACUGUCAACGUCAACCGGUACAACCAGGCAGUGAAGUCGUCGAAUGAAAGCAUUAAGAAUAAAAUACAGACUUUCAGUAAGGAAAUGCAGCUGCUUCACAAAACGGUAAGUGAAAUACAAAAAGAUAAUGCUCUUGCAGAUGACGCCAAGCAAAUUGGACUGAACGAGGAGUCCGUUAAGAAGAGCCUGGCAGAUUGUCAGCGGAAAGCUGAAAACUUCACUAAUGACUUAGAUGUCAAAAAUAGUCACAAUAGCAACAAAGACGCCAUUAAUGAUUUUAACGAAAAGUUGCGUGACAAAAUUGUGAGUGUCCAUCACACGCUGGUGCAUGAAAAAAAUCGACUGAGUGAGUUGUCGAAAAAGGAUGAAGAGAAGUUAGCGGCGACUAAGGAUAAGAUUACUGAGGCGCUCGAUGGCGUCAAACGUAAGGUAAACGAUCACAUUUGCAAGGAAGUAAAUACACUGGUAACGCACUUCACGAAAAAAAUUCAGGCCAUUUUGCAGAAGCUUAACGAUAUCAAUGGUAAGCUGAAGACAUACAUCGGUGAGCUGGACAGGUGGAUUAGAGAAGCGCAGAGUUCCGUCAUUACUGUCCAAGGGCAUGUGGAUAUCAUACUGAAGGAGUUUGAUAAGGAGGAUAAGAGCAUUAAACCGGAGAAAAUUUUAAAGGACGCACAUGAUUUGCGAUUCCAGGGAGACAACCUAUUGGCCCUUGCAAGCCAGGCCAAGAGGGAAGUUGACGAGACUGUUAAACAGGCACUUGAGGCUGUGAUAAAGAUGGACGGGGAAUUGAAGGAGGAUCUGGGUAAGGUGAAGACGGCGGUGGAGGGGCAGGUGGAGGAGAUUAAGACGGCGAUUGGGAAGUUGUAUAAAGUAGUUCAAACUGGUGAGCCUGACAGGACAAUAGAGGCGGAUAAGUCUAUGGUAAAAGUUAUAGAGGAUAUGAAGAAUAAGGUCGGAGUCGUAAACGAAGGCGCAAGCAGUGUAGCUCCAAAGACAGGUCUGCAGGGUAUUGUUACUGGACUAAAGUGGAAAUAUACCGAUAAGUUCAAACCGGGUCAGUUCGUGCAAGAUGUUUUGCCUUCGUGGAUGGAUGCGAUUUUGGGGAAGGAUGACACUGUCAAAGGGACGAAUGCCGUGAAGUCCUGGAUUAAACAGUACGUGACGGCAAAUGAUAUGUUGAACGAAGCAUACAGAAAUGAAGAAAAUGGAAUUUAUAAAGCACUCAACGAAAAAAUUAAGGCUGCAAUCACUUCACAGCUUACGACUGAUCAUAUUAUUUCAGAAGCCACUGGUCAAUUCACAUCGCGGCAAGUCACCACUAUUGCUGAAAAUUUGCAAAAUGUCAAAGAUGUCUGUUUGAUGUUUGCCAGCAAACUUGACGAGAAAUUACAGGAGGGCACGGAGAAAAUUGAUAAGUUCGUUACAAUCAUAAUGAACGCAAUUGAGACAGCGCCAGGAACUACAGCGGUGAAAUACUCUUACGCGCACCGAAGGUUCCUAAGAGAAGCCGUCAGGACCACGCUUAUUAGUCUGUGCUCCACCGCCGCCCAGGCUGCCGAGGAGCUUGAUUCUAUUUUACUUAGCAACAGGCUAGGUACUCCUCCUAGCACGAGCAUUGCAGAAGCGUUAGAUACGGCUCACAAGAAAGCUGAUGAGCUUCAUCAAAAUCUCAAAACUGCGCUUGGGAAGAAUAGUGGUGGUAGAAAAGUUAACCACGCCGCCGCCGUCGACGCCGCGAUCGGAAAAAUUAAAACCGUAGCUGAGCAUCACAUCGGAACAAGCGACCUUGUAGGCGACAAAAUUUCGGAGCUCGGUAAAGAAGGGUUUGAGCAAUAUAAAAAGCAAGUCUUGCAGACACCAGAAAGCUUGGCCGUCGCGGACGAUGACCCAAACAAACUUGAAGGCACCCUCCCCGCUGCCAUCAAGAGAAUCCGAGAUGAAAUGAAAAACGUUUUGAGACAAAUUGAACCUGACAUUAAGCUUGACAACGGUCUUGAGCAGAUUGACGCUUCCACCUUCAACAAGCCUUUCGAUGAAAUUAAGCGAAACAUCGAUGACCUGUGCACGACCAUCAGAGAGGUUGGAGGCAACGCCCGAGACAACCUUAGACUUUUGAAAGAUACUUACUUUAGUAAGAAGUCAAAUCUUAGAGGUAGUAUAUAUAAAAUCAAGCAAGAUCUCACCGAUCUGCAGAAGAGUUUGGAGACUGGUCUGAUUAAAACUACCACGGAUGUCUUGAACGGCAUGAUUCCAACUCGAGACGCCACCAUCACGUUGCUUGACAACCAUGUUCAACAGGAGGUCAAGAUCGCUAGGAACGCUCUAAACAUCCACGCGCAGAAGCAGUACAUCGAGUCACUAAAAGAGCUGCUGACGGCAUUCUCUCUAAAGGUCGAAAAGGAACUCGAACCUUUGCCGAGAGACAUUGCACGUGACUUAACCCUUGGUUUCAAAGGUUUUAUGACGACAUUCGAAAGGGAUUUCAUUACUAACGAAAAGUCAAUUCGAGGUAUUAGAGACAUGAACCCUAAGUUCACACCUCAAAAGGAGUCCCUGCUAAGCCAGGCUGCUUCCAAAUUCUUCGGUAGCGUCAACAGAUUUCUGCAUGAUUUGCAUAAACAGCAGGACUUCACGACGGACUUUGAGAAAAUUCAGCCAACGCGCGAGGCGCUAGCUAAGUUGUUUGGAGACCUUGUCGAUUCACAUCACUUCGACCACACAUUCAGUAUCAAUCUAGACGCCCUUGAUAAUGCAGUCACUGCCUUCAAGCCCGCUACCUACGGCGAUGCUAAGUGCCCCUUACUCCUCAAUGCUCUGAAAGCAGGCUUCACCCCUCUCGUCGAGGAGCUCAAGAAGGCAUACGUGAGCAGUUACUCCGGGAGACAAUUGCAAGAGGAGGAACUAGGACACUACGCCAAAAUCUGUUGGACCAUCACGCCCAUCUUAUAUCAAGAAUUGACCGCCUUCAAAGAUCACCUUGAUAUUGAUGGUUGGACCACCCAUAAAAUCUAUGACGCCCAAACACCCACCUCCAGCCUCCACGCUCUCUUCUUCCGCGACAACGGGUAUGACGUCCAUCGUCCUGAGAACGCUGAGCAUGGCGAACUGAAUCACAGACAAGACUUCAAUGGUAGCAGCAUUCUCAAACACCUAACCAAUCCACAUGAACUGUUCAGUCAACGGUCAUCUCCCGUCACCGGCAUCCCUCAAUCGACAUCCGGGUCGGACGAGCUAGGUGUAACCAUCGCGGAGGAGUGUGGUCUCAUCCAAAAACUCUAUGAUUUCCUGCAGACGUACUUCAAAGUCUGCCACCUUACCCGUAUUGACAAACCCCGGGCUCCAUGCUCCGUUUACGAAAUUCUCGUCUGGUGCAACGGCCUGCAGUUCAACCCCGUAUACGAGAAGCUCAAGGCGCAAGUUAGGUCUGAGUUCAUGAAGGAGGACAAGGAAAGGCCGGGUGAGAAGAAGCUGCAGCCCUUCGAAGCGCACCCAUAUCCAAUCAAAUACGGUGACGUAGAAGCGGAGCUCUACUAUGUGUCUGCCAACUCCCACGCCGUCCUCACCGCUAUCCUAGGUCACGGUCACAAGGACGGAAUUUACGCGUGUGAGUUCUCUAGCAACUCGCUAAAAUUAGAUUACCCUACCAAUAUGAUUCAGCUGCUGUGCACGUUGUUCGACCUGCUCAAGCGCCUCUACCACCAGCUGUACUUCCUGCUGCAGCAGUGUCAACUUACAACUCAGCUCAGCGGCUGGAAGGACUGUCACUACGGCAGGUACAUCGGUGGGUCAGGCUGGCAGUGCAACACAAAGCAGUGCCCUAAGCAAGACUGCGACCAAAGGCACGACCAAAGUGGUGACCAAACGGGUGGGCAGUAUCCCAACUGCGGCGUCAAGUCGCCACUGCAAUCGUUCUUGGAGGACGGUUUGAAGGGCCACCUGCCGCAUUCGGUUACGGCUAGGGGAUCGAGUCUGUCAUGUGGCACGUGUGGUAGUACACCUGGUAUGCCGUGCAGGACGCCAAUGGGCUUCGCUGAUAUCGGUGCCACCGCGUCGCAUACGAUGAUGGGCCAGGAUAUACGCGAGGUGCUUUACAAUUUCUGUGGGAGUGCAAAAUCUCCUCUUACUAAACUGUGCAGUUACUUGAACUGCCUGCUACCCAGUGCGCCGAAAACGCUGGCGGACAUGUUCAGCUUCUACUAUCACCUCACCGAUCGCUGGGGUAUGCAUGGUCAACAGCAUAAACAACAGGCAUUUACGGAACAAGUUAAAGCUGCCAAUUUCGGACGUCAGUAUACUGGGUUAAACGUAUACCACUUAUUUACCCCUAGUCACUCAGCAUUGAAGAAGGGCCACUCCGAUGGUAGCCUGGGCAGUCUCGUAUGCUUAUCAAGGGAAGCCGUCGUAUGCGGUCCUUUUUUGCGUCCCAUCGGUCACGCCAUCUACGAGACGUUCUCAUCAAAACACGCCGAUAAGUAUUUGUCGUGGAUCGUUUACCUGACCGCGACGUUCUACGAUCUGCUGAAGAAAUUGUAUGACGAGUGCAAUUCCAAAUGCGGUUCCAGGGGAUCGAAUUGCCAUGGAAAAGCGUGCAUCAAGGAGUGCAGAACUACAUCCAAACAUGAUCCGCCACGAUAUCACGAUCGCAAAUGCAAAUCCAUUGUAAGCUGCAAUAACACGAUGCCAACAUUGGCGAAAUACGGCUUCGUUCUCGGCGAUCCGGAAAGGCUGAACGGAAGUGAACGAUCGCAAAAGAAACGCACGUGCAGAGAUUUCUGUGAUGUAUUUAAAGAGGCAUUUGAGAAGGACUCACAUCUUGUGCAGUUCUUCAAAGCCAUUGAUAAUUUCAUGUUCACCAUCCGCGCACCUUUCUUGUGGAUGACCGUGGCGCUCUGGUCGCUAUCCCUCUUCUACCUCAUCUGCGUAAUGGUUGGCAGGCUGGAUGUGCUCCACAUACGCUCACACCUGAGGAUACCGUCGUCGCACAAGAUUACAGCGCAAUCAUUGUUGGCUGCAGCGCAAGUCGGAAGGCUUGCCAAGAUAUCGUACCUGCAACCGUAA